AGUCGACACUACCAUUUAAAUUAGCCUGAGAAAAUUAAGUGUUCAAGUUCAAUAAAGAGAAAAAAAUCAAAUAAAAAAGAAAUAAUUUUGCAGAAAUGCAUAAAAGGAAUAUUUCUGCAAUUUAAUUUUUCUACUGGAACCAAUAUUUAUCGAAUUUACGCAAAGAAUUUAUUGCAAUAGAAAUAAAAGUGUGUUUAAGUUGAAAAAGUGACUUUUGUUUGCAAAAUGACAACAUUCAAUAACGAGCAUUGGGAUUUAAAUAAAACAGCACCUCAACAUCCCGAAGGACCAUCUUACAUGUCAGACGUAGUGCCUCCCACAUUUACACCAUCGAUUUGGAGUCAAGAACAGCCACCGCCAAUGGUUUCUUAUCCAGAAUUAAUGGGCUUUCCAUGCUCCGAUUUGGCACUUUGGCCACGUUCGCAAAUCGGUGGUUUAGUUUCACAGCGUCUAUCACCUCGGGGAGCAUUGACCGCUCCAAAUAGCAACGGAAAUGCAUCAGUAACACCAAAGAAAACCCGAAGACGUGUUGCAUCAUUAGCACAACGUCGUGCCGCAAAUAUUCGAGAGCGACGACGAAUGUUUAAUUUGAACGAAGCAUUCGAUAAAUUACGAAGAAAAGUGCCAACGUUUGCAUAUGAGAAGCGUUUGUCACGAAUUGAGACGUUGCGUUUGGCAAUCACUUACAUUGGUUUCAUGACGGAAAUAUUGAGUGGAACUCCGCCAAAUGAACCGAAUCGUGGAAAUGAUCUAGCGUAUCCGCCGUCAACAUCUCAUCAUCAUCACCAUAUACCGAUGCAACGUGACUUCAUACCGCCAUAUAAUCACCAAUGAAAACGAUCCGCAUCGAACAAAUGAGAAUCGAUAUCGAUAUAUGUACACUCUUUUUUUGAUUUUGUUUUGUCGUUAUUGUUGUUAUAAUGAAAAGCAUGUUCAAUUUUAAAUUGGCAACAAUCGAAAGUGAAGCGAAAAAACAUGACUGAAAAUAAAACAUCAGUUCCAAUCAAAGUGAAAGUUUUCGUGCGGACAGUUAUGUGUGGAACCAUCACAAUGGUCGAUCACCGAACAUCAAAACCAUGUGCAAACAUUAACAAGAGAAGAAGAAGAAGAAGAAACGAAAAGAAAAACGUCCAAAUGUCGUUAGUUUUCAUUAUUUUUUGUUUAUUAAGCCAAUUCUUUAAUUUAUCAUAUAUACGUUUAAUAUUAUUUUGGAUUGUAUAAACUAACGUUUAAAUGGAUUCUCUCACUUCUUGUCUUAAUGUCUAAUUCAGAGGCACUAAUCGUAAUAUCAUCAAUUUCUUUAAAAAACUAUUUACACAUUUAAAGAAAAAAGCGCGCGUUUUUUUUUGUGUUUCGGUCGAAUUAAAGCGAAAAUUAUUCUUUUUUUUAGUU
Molecule: messenger RNA, 1392 nt
Organism: Contarinia nasturtii (swede midge)
Lineage: Eukaryota; Metazoa; Arthropoda; Insecta; Diptera; Cecidomyiidae
Product: protein Fer3-like
Exons: 4
Coding region: 226-834 (202 amino acids)
Biological process (GO): developmental process; regulation of transcription by RNA polymerase II
Molecular function (GO): DNA-binding transcription factor activity, RNA polymerase II-specific; protein dimerization activity; RNA polymerase II transcription regulatory region sequence-specific DNA binding
Source: RefSeq, a predicted model, not a curated record